GGCCGUGAUCGCUCCGCUGUGGACUCGAUGAGAAACAACGGUCGGGGCGCUAAUGUGUGCAACACCCUGUGUUUGAGUUGUGGGAUGGAGUUUCGCUGACACAUACACACACACGGCAGCUCUACGGGAUCUUUGUUUUUACCUGUCUGUCUAUUAACGCAGCCACACAUACCAGGCGCACCUACCCGAGCGGCAUGGCCGAUAAUAUUAUCGUCAGGGUACAGUCCCCAGAAGGGAUGAAGAAAAUUACUUCAACAAAGAGGGAGACAGCUGCUGCUUUUUUAAAGAAGGUGGCCAAAGAAUUUGGGUUUAACUCCAAUGGGUUUUCUGUUUACCUGAACCGCAACAAGACCGGAGAGAUCCUUUCCCAGAACAAAGCCCUCAGCCUUCUUAAGAUUAAGCAUGGGGACAUGUUGUUUUUGUUCCCUUCAGAAUCCUCCACCACCUCUGGGGAGAUUAUGGACACGGCCACCCCUCACACAUCUUCAUCACUACCAUCCGUCUCAUCCUCAUCUUCAUCCUCCUCGAUCCCGCGGUCCUUCUCGGCUCCCCAGGUCCAGGAAGAUGAGAUUGAUCGGUACCUGGCCAAGCAAGAUGGCAAGAUCUACAGGAACAGAGAUCCGCAGUUAUGUCGCCAUGGUGCCCUUGGAAAAUGUGUGCACUGUGUACCACUAGAGCCUUUUGACGAAGACUACCUGAAUCACCUUGACCCACCGGUGAAGCACAUGUCAUUCCACGCAUAUCUUCGCAAGCUAACUGGUGGAGCCGAUAAGGGGAAGUUUGCAGCUCUGGAGAACAUCAGCUGUAAGAUAAAGUCAGGCUGCGAGGGUCACCCUCCCUGGCCGGAGGGCAUCUGCACCAAGUGCCAGCCGAGUGCCAUCACACUGAACAGACAGAAAUACAGACAUGUGGACAACAUCAUGUUUGAGAACCACACCAUUGCUGACCGCUUCCUGGACUUCUGGAGGAAGACAGGCAAUCAGAGGAUGGGCUACCUGUACGGCAGGUACACGGAGCACAAAGACAUCCCCCUGGGCAUCAGAGCAGAGGUGGCUGCCAUCUAUGAACCCCCACAGAAUGCCACCCAGAACAGCCUGGAAUUGUUGGAGGAUCCCAAAGCUGCCGCUGUGGAUGAGAUUGCUGCUAAACUGGGCCUGUGCAAGGUGGGAUGGAUCUUCACUGACCUGCUGUCGGAGGAUACGAGGAUAGGCACUGUCCGCUACACAAGAAACAAGGACUCAUAUUACCUGAGUGCGGAGGAGUGCAUCACAGCGGGAUACUUCCAGAACCAGCAUUCAAACCCCUGCAGACUUUCUCGAGAUGGACAUUUUGGAUCCAAAUUUGUGACUGUAAUGGCAACAGGUGGUCCAGAUAACCAGGUGCACUUUGAAGGAUACCAGGUGUCCAAUCAGUGCAUGGCUCUUGUGAGAGACGAGUGCCUACUGCCCUGCAAAGAUGCUCCUGAGCUGGGCUACGCUAAAGAGUCCAGCCCUGAGCAGUAUGUACCAGAUGUCUUCUACAAGGACAAAGACAAAUUUGGAAAUGAUGUUACAUUUCUAGCUCGGCCUCUUCCCGUGGAGUAUCUUAUCAUAGAUAUAACCACAACUUUUCCAAAGGAUCCCCAGUACACCUUUUCUUCCACGCAACGCUUCCCCAUUGAAAACCGGGAUAUUCUUGGAGAGACACAAGAUUUUCACAGUUUAGCCACAUACCUGUCCCAGUGCAGCUCCACAUCAUUCCUGGACAUCGUGUCAGACUUCCAUCUGCUCCUCUUCCUCGUUACCAAUGAAGUCAUGCCUCUGAGAGACAGCAUCGGGCUGCUACUUGAAGCCGUGAAAACUUCUAAUGAGGAUCUGGCACAGACCUGGAAGAAGUCGGAGCAAUGGGCCACCAUUGAGCAGCUGUGCAGUACAGUGGGUGGGCAGCCCACCAGUUCUCUGGGUUAUGGAGCCAUGGGCGGCCCCUCUGUUCCCGCCUCCUCCUCAUCCAUGUGGUCCUGCCUCCACUGCACCUUCAUGAACCAGCCUGGCACAGAGCACUGUGAAAUGUGCAGCCUGCCCCGCAGUUAAAACCCUUUGUCCUCAGCUCUGCUUCCACACCUUCCGUGAUCGUACUCAGUCACUGCACCAGGACCAGCUGCAAGACUGACGGCCUCGCUGAUCUUUAUUCUUGCCUCACGUUGAAGCUUCUGUCCUUCCCAUCUCACAGGCUUCUGUGAUGUGCAGAGGAAUUUGCUCAUUUACAUCAAUUUCACUGAGUCAAAAUAAAAUUGAAUCAGACUGGAGUUUUUUUUUUUUUUUUUGGUUUGUAUCCCUUCACACAGCUGCUCUUCUGAGAGGCAGGAUACGCUUUAGGAAAAGCACUUUGUGGCUGAGACCCCUUUCCCUCACAUAAUCCCUCCCUCUAAUAAAUCCUGCUGUGACUCAGGACAACAGCAAAGACUCAAGUGUUUGGAUAUUUUCUCACAUCAGUGCCCCUCUCACUGUCACGAUGUCUUCUGGAAAAUCUUGCUGUGUAUAAAUACAUUUAAUAAUUGAUACUGUUAAUUUAAUUAAGUUUGCGUUUUUUUUUUUUUUUUUUUUUUUUAAAUCAGAUUGUAGCGUAUACUUUAACAUUUUGAAUCUUCAGUGUGGACUCAGCUCAGUCAGGUUUUCAUAGGUCUCUUUGAUAACCCCUUAAAGUACAAUCAUCAGUCAAAGCUCAGACCUGGAAACAAAGAACUCCAAUGUAAUCCCACUUAGGUAGAGACUGCUAUUUUCAGUAUUAAAUUUGAAAAGACCCCCCUCUGACUGUAGACAGCUUUUUAGUGAUCACCUUUUUGGACUGAUUAUCCUAAAGAUGUUUUUGCUGGUUUAUUGUAGCUUUCGAUUUUGGUGGUUUGAACUCGAGCAGGCACAAUAUGUAGCUUCUUAUUUUAUCAGCUGUAUGUUGUUUUUCUGUUAAACUCCCUCCCCACGACACCACUCGCCUUCAUUGUUCUUAUCACUGACUCGCAGAGUAUCAUCCGUGAGGUGCUUUAGAAACAACUGGUGCUCGCCACUUUCACCUCCCUGCCAGCCAGAGCAGAAGUGAUGUUCCUCCACUGAUGGUCCCCUGCAGGUUUUCUUUUCAUCGCUCUUAGUGCGAGCGGUUGCAGGUGAACACAGGUGGGGGGAAAGACACACCCAGUUUAAACCUGAUUUAUGUUUUAAUACCUGUUAAACUGUUCAUCCAGUUUACACCAGAUUACUUACGUAGACUGUUUCUCCCAAAUGCGGCAGGCCUUUUUCACAGCUGAACUGUAAUGUGCAGUAUUGUAGUAGGAAAAGCACAGGUGUGUUAAUGAUUAUUGAAUUAAUCGACCUUAUUUUACUUUCAUUGAAGGGCUGAAAUGUCAGCGAUCUAUGGUAGUAAAGGGAAAUUAAUUUGUGGUGCUCAGAAAUUUCUAAGUAUCUGGUCAGAUUAAACCUGUAUUAAGGCCACAUGAGUGGGAAAAGCUUUGUUUUAACUUGUUGCAGGCAUUAUGAUAGCUUUCCAUUUUCUUUUGCAUCAAAUGUUGGGACCAAAACAUAACACAAAAAACCUUUGUUCUGGUUGUCUUUAAGAUUUAACGUUUGUGCUCAAAUCUUUUGUAACAUCUUAUUAGCAACAAACAAAACCAAAUGAUGUCCUUUCAUACACUUAUGUUAGAGUAUUACUAGUUAACACUUGUGGCCCACAUUAGUUUGUAUGUUAUUUCAUGUUUCAUGUACUUCCUGGAAGUUUUUACCAGUUUGAUACUUGAAAUAAAAAAAGGAACACCGACACCUUGAAGCUGCACAGUGGACAUAUUCAGAAGGUGUAAAUAUGUCCACCGACACCUUGAAGCUGCACAGUGGACAUAUUUACACCUUCUGAAUCUUCAGAAUCUCAGCCUAGCCAUCUUAACAUCGCCUUCUGGUUAGUUAAAUCCUCGCUAACUGUCUUCUCCACCACUGUUCUCACAUUUUGAAACUGGAUGUGACAAACAAGGGCGAAUGUGUUUGAAAUUCCUCACUCAUUCCCUCUAGCCGGAGUUUCUAAAGAACAUAAUUUCUAAAAUGAGCAUCACGUGUUCAGUAAGACCUGAAACUAGUAGCUGAAACCUUACAUUGCAGAGAAGUGUUUAAGAUUCAGGGAGCCUCGUGGUGCUGCCCAUUGCAAAGAAUGCAGGUUUAAAUCACUGCUGGUUUGGCCUUCAGACCCAGAACUUCUGUCCAUCUUAAACAUUUUGUCACUUUCCAGGUUUAGUUUGGGUGUGCCCCCCCCCCCCCC
Molecule: messenger RNA, 4272 nt
Organism: Archocentrus centrarchus (flier cichlid)
Lineage: Eukaryota; Metazoa; Chordata; Actinopteri; Cichliformes; Cichlidae
Gene: nploc4
Product: NPL4 homolog, ubiquitin recognition factor
Exons: 17
Coding region: 195-2069 (624 amino acids)
Biological process (GO): ubiquitin-dependent protein catabolic process
Cellular component (GO): nucleus
Molecular function (GO): ubiquitin binding; ubiquitin protein ligase binding
Source: RefSeq, a predicted model, not a curated record